Messenger RNA from Candidula unifasciata, 2181 nucleotides. The record is from the annotation of a GenBank genome assembly. Lineage: Eukaryota; Metazoa; Mollusca; Gastropoda; Stylommatophora; Geomitridae.
AUGGAGGGGAGGUACAGCACCAGAAGUCCAGCUGUGAAACGUUUGAUGAGAGAAGCUCAUGAAUUGUGUGAGCCGACAGAUCAGUACUUUGCUCAACCACUAGAGGAUAAUCUGUUUGAAUGGCAUUUUACCAUCCGGGGACCAGUGGAUUCUGACUUUCAAACUGGGCUGUAUCAUGGCCGGAUCAUCCUGCCUGUGGACUACCCCAUGAAACCUCCCAGUAUCAUCUGGCUAACUCCCAAUGGUCGUUUUGAAACCAACAAGAAGAUCUGUUUGAGUAUAUCUGGUCACCAUCCAGAAUCCUGGCAGCCAUCUUGGUCUAUACGGACAGCAUUACUGGCUAUCAUAGGGUUCAUGCCAACCCAUCCCGGAGGAGCUAUUGGCUCUCUGGACUACAAACCAGAAGAACGGAAGGCACUGGCCAAGAAGAGUCGUGACUGGAAAUGCCCCAUUUGUGGUGAUGUUUCUGAAAUAUUGCUGGAGCCAAGCCCAGAAUCAAGCCAGACCUCCCAAGAGGCCAAAGAGCUUGCAAGUCAGAUCAGUUUCCAGGGAGAGAAACCAAAAUCGGCAGAAAGCAAGAUCAGUGGUGAAGUGGCUGUAUCGAGCCCCCCUGCAAGUACCGCAGCAACCACCACCCCCAGCACAGAAAAUGCUUCCAAUCAGUCAUCACCCACUUCUACAGCUGCUAGUGCCCCACUGAAUCAACCAACUCCAUCAACAGACAGCACUCCUGUUUCAGGCACCUUGUACUCUCCCUGGGUCUGCCCUCCAAUCCUCCCCUCCAAUAGUGCAAUGCCACCUCCCUUCAUGCACCCCUGGACAUGUCUGCCGUUGCCACCAGGUGGAAUCCUGUCUCAGAUGCCAAGGUUCCCUUAUCCACCAAGUCAUUAUACAAACAACAGUAGAUCAUUUUACCCACCAGGUUUCACCCUACCUCCUGGUGUUGGCAUGUUUCCCUGUCCCUUCCCACCACCCACAACCACAUUUGGCCACAACAUCACUGACCAGAAUAAAACUCCACCAAUUUCUGUUAAUAACAGCUCACUAUCCCCACCUAGCCAGAGCCCAACCAGAGGAAGCCGGUCACACUCAGCUGAUGCACCUCAGAUUCCAAAUAUUCCUCCACCAUCGCCUGCUUCUGUGAUAUCAUCACAGGCAGGCAGUAGUGAUCCUGUUUCCCCAAACUACAGUCCACUGAAAGAGCAUGUGCUAAAUGAACUCCUCGGCAAGGUCAAACGUGUGGGCUCAGAUGUUCAGAUUCCAGCAAGUGCUGGCACAGACACUGCUGCACAGGCUGUAUCUCCCCAGUCUGCGGAACUUGCCUUCCUUCAGACAACUACAGCAAAUAAGUCAGGUGUGAAGUUAGAAGUACAAGAUGUGCUCAAUGGGCAUAAUACUUCCACAGAUUUAGAACCACUGGUAUCACAGAUUGUGAAUGUAUCUACAAUUUCAGAAGCCUUGAAAUGUGCCUUUGAUGUCACAGAGGAAAUGGCAGAAGGGAAUCAUUCCCAAGAUCAUAGUGCAUCCAGAAAUUCUCAAGAUGGGAAACAUCAUACUGUAGGAGAUCAGUGCUCUGUGGAAGAUAAAAGCCAGAUUACAGAUACAGAUCUUUCAGUGUCAUUAAUCAGAAAGGAAUCAGUCAAUGAAUCAACUGGAAUGGAGAUAAGCCACUCUGAACUUUCUGUAGAUCCUGGAGAAGAUGAUGAACCUGCCAGUCCGGCACUUGAAAUGUCAGACACAGAGCAGAGGUCACAUUUUGAGAGAAGUACCAGCAGCUCCAUGCCCGAUUUGAAGAAGAAACUGAAACAGGGAUCUGUAAAGGGACUGCGACAGAGGCAGUCGGCACUUGCUCGAGUGCCUUGUGAAGCAGCUGAUGAACAGACUUUGUCAGAGCAGGCCAGCUCUGGAAGUGGCCGGCAGAGGAUUGAAGCUGUGGCAGGAGAUUCAUCAUUUGCAAACCAGCAGCGAUUCCACCAAAAUGCAGUCAAUGCUGGUAAUGAUGCUGCAAGAAAUCAUCAUGCUAUCGAAGCUGAACAAGCUGCUAGAAGAGCACAGGGGAGACCAGCACAGUCAGCAUUUGAUGUUUCCUUCAUGGUGAUGAUAGGGCUCUGUGUGACCACAGUUGCUAUUCUUGUCAACCGGCUGUUUGAUUUGAUUGACUUUUCUACUAUAUUUGACUAA